AUGGAUGAUGACGUUCGAUACAUUUCCACCACCACAAUCCUACCGGUAACUAACAAUCAUAAAAAUGAUGAUCUGAAAAUCCAUAUAGGUCCCUGGGAUCUAAAAUCCCUACUACUCCCAUAUAUGCAAAGAGGUCUGCUUUUUGCUCAUCCAACGGAAAACAAACAAGAAGAAAUCAUCACUCAGCUUAAAAGGUCUUUAGCCUCUACACUCGACCACUUUUACCCUCUUGCAGGUCGACUUGCCGUCAAAGUACAUGAUGAUGAUAACACCGUCUCUUUCUAUAUAGACUGCAAUUCAGCUGGUGCAGAAUUCAUCCAUGCCUCAGCAAAUAUAACAGUAGCUGAUAUUAUGGAUUCGAUCCACGUACCCGCCAUAUUGAAAAACUCAUUCUUCACCCUCAAUGAUGCUGUGAACUACGAUGGUCGAUCCAAACCGUUGCUUUCAGUACAGGUAACCGAACUUCUCGAUGGUUUGUUUAUCGGAUGCAGUAUAAAUCAUACUGUUUGUGAUGGAAAAUCAUUUUGGCAUUUCUUUAACUCGUGGUGUGAGAUCUCCAGACAAGGCUCAUCACCGGAAGAUCAUCACAUCUCACGUCCCCCUAUUUUUGAUCGUUUGUGUCUUAUGAAUGAUAUAGAAAAGGAUCUACCCAUUCGAUUCCCUUUAUCUACAGUUGAGUCUUGGGAAGGAUACAAGUAUGAUCCACCUCCCCUUUUUGAAAGAGUCUUUAUCUUCACUAGAGAAAACAUCGCAAUACUAAAAGAAAAGGCCAACUCAAAGACGGCAAAAGAUGAUGGUAAUGCAAAUGUUACAAUCUCCUCAUUACAAGCGGUUUUGGCUCACGUUUGGGUUGCGGUAAUACGAGCAAGGUGUUUAGAUCCAAAUGAAGAGACUAGGUAUCGCUUAGCGAUAGGAACUACAGGCAGAUUAGAUCCACCUCCACCUGAAUCCUUCUUUGGAAACUCGGCUGUGUCUGGCGAUGCAACUGUUAAGGUGCAUGAACUACUAGAAGUUGGUGGGUUUGAGUUGGGAGCUUUACUAUUGAACAAGUUGGUCACAUCGUUUGACGGUGCAGCAAUUCGAAGUCAUUGGAAGGGAUGGGUUGAGAAACCUACAGUGAAAAAGAUGUCAAACUUAUCGGCAUCGCAGUAUACAUUGGUAACUGGGGGUUCUCCAAGAUUUGAUAUGUACGGGAACAAUUUCGGUUGGGGUACACCCAUUGCGGUGAGAAGUGGUAUUGUUAACAAACGUGAUGGGAAGAUUACAUCAACUCCUGGACCUAUUCCUGAUAGUAUUGGAAUUGAAGCUUGUCUUUCUGCUAAGACAUUGAAGGCUCUAGAGAAUGAUGCCGAGUUCAUGGCAGCUGUUGCAACUUUGUGA
Molecule: messenger RNA, 1380 nt
Organism: Papaver somniferum (opium poppy)
Lineage: Eukaryota; Viridiplantae; Streptophyta; Magnoliopsida; Ranunculales; Papaveraceae
Product: protein ENHANCED PSEUDOMONAS SUSCEPTIBILTY 1-like
Exons: 1
Coding region: 1-1380 (459 amino acids)
Source: RefSeq, a predicted model, not a curated record